AUGAGCCAGCAGUGCACCAUUGCAGCAACAAAGGCUAACUGUACCUGGGCUGCAUCAGGAGGACUGCUGCUAGGAGGUGAUCCCUCCUCUCUCCACAGUGCUGGCACAGGAGAAAGUGGCAAGAGUACUUUCAUUAAUCAAAUGAGGAUUAUUCAUGGAUCAGGUUGCACAGAAGAAGACAGGAAAGACUUCACAAAACUGGUUUACCAAAACAUAUUUACAGCCAUGCAAGUGAUGGUCAGAGCCAUGGAUGCUCUCAAGAUACAGUACACAUCCAAAGAGAAUAAGGAGAAUGCUCAGAUGAUCAGAGAAGUGGAAAUGGAUAAAGUGACAGUGCUGGAAAGAAAACAAUUUGAAGCAAUCAGGAAGCUCUGGGAAGACCCAGGAAUUCAAGAAUGCUGUGACAGACGAGGGCAGUUCCAGCUCUCAGACUCCGCUAAGUAUUAUCUUACUGACCUGUAUCAUAUUGCUAUGCCUUCAUUUGUACCAACUCAGCAAGAUAUUCUUAGAGUCCAAGUGCCAACUACAGAUUAUCCUUUUGAUUUGGAAAAUUUUAGAUUUAGGAUGGUGGAUGUUGGUGGCCAAAGGUCAGAAUGAAGGAAGUAGAUCCAUUGUUUUGAAAGUGUUACUUCCAUAAUAUUCUUAGUUGCAUUAAGUGAAUAUGAUCAA
Merops nubicus (carmine bee-eater) is the source of this 669-nucleotide messenger RNA. Its product is annotated as guanine nucleotide-binding protein subunit alpha-14-like. Gene Ontology annotation, biological process: phospholipase C-activating dopamine receptor signaling pathway; action potential; adenylate cyclase-modulating G protein-coupled receptor signaling pathway. The record is from RefSeq and is a predicted model, not a curated record. Gene Ontology annotation, molecular function: GTPase activity; guanyl nucleotide binding; G protein-coupled receptor binding. Gene Ontology annotation, cellular component: heterotrimeric G-protein complex. NCBI's taxonomy places the organism in Eukaryota, Metazoa, Chordata, Aves, Coraciiformes, Meropidae.